AUGGCGUCCAGGCUCAACAACAUGGUUCCCACGUUUCUGGCCCGUGCUCUCGACCCGGAGGCGUACGGGGUGGACGCGCUGGUGUCUCCGUGGCAAGGCUUCCCUCGCCUUUAUGUCUUUCCACCUCUGCCUCUACUACCGAAGGUCCUUCGCAAGAUCAUGUUGGAAGGGAUUCCGACUAUUCUCAUCGCCCCCGAUUGGCCGCGCCGCGCCUGGUUCUCGGACGUCACUCGGAUGCUGGCAGACUCGCCGCAAGUCGGCACACCAGGGAUCGACGAGCAGGACCACAUGCACAGGAAAGAACAGAGAGUCACCCAGCAGGAAAAUCAGCAGCACAAACCACAUGCUCGAGAGAAGAAUGCAAUAUCCAUGAGUGAUAUGGUGACAGUGGCUACACAGACUAACAGCCAAGGUAAUAAAACCCUGAAGAAGAAAAUGUCCCAGUUCUUCAAUCCAUUGUUAAACGAUCACCAGAAGUUGGCAGUAACUAGAAUACUGAGCGGAGACUGCCGCCCUACUCCCUAUAUUCUCUUUGGGCCUCCGGGUACCGGAAAAACGGUUACAGUCAUUGAAGCUAUUCUACAGAUUUAUUAUGCUUUGCCGGACAGUCGUAUUUUGGUAUGUGCCCCCUCUAACAGUGCUGCUGAUCUAGUGUGUCUGCGGCUUCAUGAAAGUGGCCAUUUGGAAAAUGGUAGCAUGGUGAGGGUGAAUGCUUCCAGCCGUCAAGAAGAGACAAUUAAUGACCUAGUGAAGCCGUACUGUGGACCUGGAGAAGAUAUUCAGAAAGCCUCUCGAUUUCGGAUAAUAAUUUCUACAUGCAGCAGUGCAGGAAUGUUCUACCAGAUAGGUUUGAGAGUUGGACACUUCACUCAUGUAAUCAUUGAUGAAGCUGGACAAGCCACUGAACCGGAGUGUCUUAUACCUCUAGGUUUAGUAUCAGAGGUUACUGGCCAGAUCAUUCUUGCAGGAGAUCCUAUGCAGCUUGGACCAGUGAUAAAGUCAAGAAUGGCUUUGGCAUAUGGGCUUAGUAUAUCAUUGUUGGAAAGGCUCAUGGCGCUUCCAAUAUAUUUAAGGGAUGAAGAAACAUAUGGUGCUUGUGGAAACUACAACCCUUUGCUGAUCACAAAACUGAUGAAGAACUACAGAUCACAUGCAGCCUUGCUUCAUCUCCCAUCCAAGCUGUUCUAUCAUAAGGAAUUAGAAGUCUGUGCAGAUCGGGCUGUUAUAAACCGUCUCCUGAAAUGGGACAAGUUGCCCAAGAAAGGUUUUCCUUUGAUUUUCCAUGGUAUCAGGGGAACGGAAAUGAGGGAAGGAAGCAAUCCAUCCUGGUUCAAUCCAUCAGAAGCCGUGCAGGUCAUGAGAUACUCCUGUAUACUUGCAAAGCAUGUUACCACAUCAGUAUCAGCCAGAGACAUUGGAGUGAUUGCACCCUAUAGGAAACAGGUUGAGAAAAUCCGAACACUUCUGCGGACUGUUGACUUGAUGGAUAUCAAGGUGGGAUCUGUUGAAGAAUUUCAAGGUCAAGAAUUCCUAGUAAUCAUUAUUUCAAUGGUGCGAUCCUGCGAAGAUUCAAUUUAUAAGGAUUCUAGAAACUUCCUGGGAUUCCUCUGCAAUCCAAAACGAUUCAAUGUGGCAACAACUAGACCAAAGGCCCUGCUGAUUGUACUUGGAAACCCCCACAUUCUUAUGAAGGAUCCGUGUGCAUGUGCACUGCUUGAAUACAGCAUUAUAAAUGGAGCAUACACUGGAUGUAAUCUGCCUCCUGCUCUGGAAUCGCUACAGCAGUGCGAUUAAUAGCUUCUCGCAGAAAGGCAGAUUUGGCUGCCAUCCAUCCAUCGCCAUCCAUUACUCAAUGCUCUACAUUUCCAAAAUUGAGGUUUUGACAUUUUGCUCUGGAAAUAUUAAGGUUGAAAAUAAUAUUAAUGUAUAGGCGUGAUAUACCGUACUUUGUUAAAAAAGACCUUUAUUUUUUGUUUCUACUUUUGACUGAAAAUCCUUUUAGGGGCCGUGUCUUUUUCUUGUCCACAGAUCCCAUCAUGUAGGUAUAUUAUUCUACGUAGUAAUCAUUGUUCUAUGCUUUCAUAGCUAAACUGUUUAGCAAUGUUUUUUACAAUUACAUUAAUCCAGUGAGUCACAAAGAGAAAUAUAUACCUUUGCAUUAAUGUAUACUGUGUCAUUAGGAAAACGUACACUUAUUACGGCAGUGGACACUACUGCCUCCUU
Molecule: messenger RNA, 2223 nt
Organism: Bufo bufo (common toad)
Lineage: Eukaryota; Metazoa; Chordata; Amphibia; Anura; Bufonidae
Gene: MOV10L1
Product: Mov10 like RISC complex RNA helicase 1
Exons: 14
Coding region: 1-1794 (597 amino acids)
Molecular function (GO): ATP hydrolysis activity; helicase activity
Source: RefSeq, a predicted model, not a curated record